Messenger RNA from Cannabis sativa, 971 nucleotides. RefSeq lists its product as uncharacterized. The record is from RefSeq and is a predicted model, not a curated record. NCBI's taxonomy places the organism in Eukaryota, Viridiplantae, Streptophyta, Magnoliopsida, Rosales, Cannabaceae. The transcript is spliced from 3 exons. The coding region runs from base 248 to 679 and encodes 143 amino acids. Gene Ontology annotation, molecular function: metal ion binding.
ACAAAGUUAAUAUGAACUCGUUUUCUGGUGGGAUGGAGUAAGUACAACUUUUAUGAAGCCUCUUACGAAGAAAGUCCAAUCAAUAACCUCUUUACUAUAAAUUAAACACACAACUUCCAUAAACCUUAACCAUUUCAUUCAAUUUCAACGACACAAAAACUCUGUUCCUUUCCUCUCUCUGCCUCCCAACAUCUCUUAAACAUUUCAUCUCACUCUAACUAUUAUUAUUAAUAUCGUCAUCAUCAUCAUGAAGCAAAAGGUGGUCAUCAAAGUUUCUCUAAACGAACAGAAGUGUCGCACCAAAGCCAUCAAGACUGCAGUUGGAAUUGAUGGAGUCAUACAAGCAACACUUCAGCAAGAGAAGAAUCUAAUAGAGGUAACAGGAGAGGACAUCGACGUGGUGUUGCUCACCACUCUGCUCAGAAAGACCAUGAAAUACGCAGAAGUAGUAAGCGUGACUGUCAUCGAUAAGGCCGCAGAGGAGAAGAAGAAGAAGGAAGAAGAGGAAAAGAAGAAGAAGGAAGAGGAAGAAAAGAAGAAGAAGGAGGAACAAGCUAAAUACAUUUACUAUCAACCUUAUUACUCAUCGUCUGGAUCCUGUUGCCAAGUUCCCCAGUCUGGGUACGUGUCAUACAGCAUACCCUACCAGGAACCAUCCCCCGCAUGUUCCAUUAUGUAAUUUCAUAUGGAUCCCAUUCCCAAGAGUAGUUGGAGAAAAGGGUCUUGGCCAUUUUUCAUAAUCAUCUGAAGCUGGGCUAGUUUAUAUAUAAUUCACAAAUGUGCUAAUUAAGCUGGGCGGCUUCAGUGAUUCAUUUUUUUUUGGUUGGAUUUCUCUAUCUUAUUGUAGUCAGAACAGAGUUGUAUAAUUGUAUUCAAUUAUAAAUUUACAGGAACCGGGAGAAGGGGGGUUAGAUUUGUAAAUGGAAAUUGAAUAAUAUAUGAAAUAUAUAUAGAUUGAUAUUUAGUUGAUA